CCACUUUAUAUAAGGCUGGAAAAGGACCACAAAAUCCAUGCCCUGCUCAUUCCCAGAAUGCAGAUUUUCAUGGCCAAGAACCACCACUACCCUUCUGCUUGGCUGAUUUUCCUGCUUCUUGGCUUCCUCCUCCUUGGCCAUGGCCUUUUCCAAGCUCAAGCUUCUCACCCUGUCUACAGGCACCUUCAGUCUCUGCAAUCUUCUCCUUCAAACCAGCCUUACAGAACUUCUUAUCACUUCCAGCCUCCCAAAAACUGGAUGAACGGUAUGUUACUUUCCAAUCUGCUUAAUUUCUGUUUCUAAUCGGUUUCCUCUUGUCAAUGCAUCUAACUGUUUGAACUUUUGAUGUUUCGUGUUGUGCUGCGCGCUUGUUGGAUCUACUAAUGGGUAUCCUCAGAUCCUAAUGGGCCUAUGAUUUACAAGGGAAUUUACCAUUUGUUCUACCAGUACAACCCUUUUGGUGCAGUUUGGGGGCACAUAGUGUGGGCACAUUCGACUUCCACUGAUCUUAUCAACUGGACCCCUCACAGCCAUGCCAUCUACCCGAGCCAGCCAUCCGAUGUAAACGGGUGCUGGUCAGGCUCUGCCACGAUGCUGCCGGGUGGGAAACCGGUUAUCCUCUACACCGGAAUCAACCAAAACAACCAGCAGGUCCAGAAUCUGGCCAUGCCCAAAAACCUAUCUGAUCCAUACCUCAUAGAAUGGAUCAAAUCACCAGUGAAUCCAUUAAUGGCACCUGAUAACAUAAACAAAAUCAAUGCAAGCUCAUUCAGGGACCCUACCACAGCCUGGCGAGGACCUGAUGGGAAAUGGAGAGUGAUCGUUGGAAACAAAAGAAAGAGCAGGGGAAUGGCAAUUCUGUACCGGAGCAAGGAUUUCAUCCGGUGGACCAAAGCUCAGCACCCUCUGCAUUCGGCUAAGGAUUCCGGAAUGUGGGAGUGUCCAGAUUUCUACCCGGUUUUGGCUAAUGGGGUAGAGGGUCUUGACACAUCGGCAAUUGGCCAUGGGGCUAAACAUGUCCUCAAGGUCAGCUUAGAUAACACCAAACAUGAUCACUACACCAUAGGAACGUAUGAUCUUGUCAAGGAUAUCUUUACACCAGAUAAGGGAUCUGAGGAGAAUGAAUACGCAUUGAGAUAUGAUCAUGGGAAGUACUAUGCGUCGAAGACGUUUUUCGACAGUGCCAAGAAGAGGAGGAUUUUGUGGGGAUGGAUCAACGAGUCGACUAAUGCAGCCACUGAUCUCAAGAAAGGAUGGUCUGGCAUUCAGGCCAUUCCAAGGCGAAUUUGGCUGGACAGAUCUGGAAAACAGCUGCUGCAAUGGCCGGUAGAAGAGAUUGAGAAGCAGAGGAUGAAUCAAGUUGACUUGCCUGCCAGGCUGCUCAAGGGAGGUUCAGUGGUUGAAGUUUCCGGGGUCACGGCUACACAGGCAGAUGCAGAAAUUGAAUUUGAAUUUGAUAUACCAAAGCUUCAGAAGGCAGAGUUAUUGGAUCCUAAGUCGAGUGACCCACAAGCCCUUUGUAGCCAACAGGGUGCACCAGUGAGAGGUGGGCUUGGACCAUUUGGGCUGCUGGUUUUGGCUUCCAAGGGCUUGCAAGAGUACACAUCAGUCUUCUUUAGAGUCUUCCGACACCAAAAGGAAAACAAAUUUAUCGUGCUCAUGUGUAGUGAUCAAAGCAGGUCAUCAUUGCAUCUGGAUUAUGACAAGACCACAUUCAGUGUUUUUGUGGACGUUGACCCAACUCGUGAAAAGUUAUCACUAAGAAGUUUGAUAGAUCGUUCCAUAGUGGAGAGCUUCGGGGGCGGAGGGAAGGCUUGCAUCAGUGCGAGGGUGUAUCCUAGUUUGGCCAUCGAUGGGGAGGCUCAUCUCUAUGCCUUCAACAAUGGGACUCAGAGUGUGACUGUGUCAAGGUUGACUGCUUGGAGCAUGAAGAAAGCCCAGAUCAAUUAAGCCUACGCAAGAGCCCAAAUGCUAAGGACGUGUACCCUACAGUGUCGAGCACCUAUUGCCCUAUAUUUCAUCUGAUGUAUUUGAUGGAAAUUUGAAGAAUUGGGGGUUAUGUUUAAUAUGCCCCACAUUGUUAUCAAUUUUUAAAGAGAUCAAUGUUAUUAGAAGAUAAUAUUGGAAGGAUAAUUUGAUAUUAUAUAGACAACCUCAUGUUUGGAAGUUAUAUUUCAAAAUAA
This is a messenger RNA of Diospyros lotus (date-plum), 2183 nucleotides long. RefSeq names its product beta-fructofuranosidase, insoluble isoenzyme CWINV1-like. The record is from RefSeq and is a predicted model, not a curated record. Bases 412 to 1950 code for a protein of 512 amino acids. The transcript is spliced from 6 exons. Gene Ontology annotation, biological process: carbohydrate metabolic process. Lineage: Eukaryota; Viridiplantae; Streptophyta; Magnoliopsida; Ericales; Ebenaceae. Gene Ontology annotation, molecular function: hydrolase activity, hydrolyzing O-glycosyl compounds.